Molecule: messenger RNA, 2732 nt
Organism: Oryzias melastigma (Indian medaka)
Lineage: Eukaryota; Metazoa; Chordata; Actinopteri; Beloniformes; Adrianichthyidae
Product: regulator of G-protein signaling 5
Exons: 5
Coding region: 108-659 (183 amino acids)
Source: RefSeq, a predicted model, not a curated record
UGAGCUGAACGCCGGAGUCAGAAAGCAGAGGAAACUCACAGACUCACAGCUGGCAAGCAGGAAAACUAAAGUCACUCUUGAACAUCGCAACUUGAACACUUUGGAAAAUGUGUAAAGGAUUAGCUGCCUUACCUCAGACCUGCCUGGAAAGGGCUAAAGAGAUCAAGACAAAAUUGGGAGUCUUUCUGAACAAGCCAGAAAAUGCCAUCGACCUCAUCAUCCCCUACCCGGAGAAGACUGAGAAGAAGCCGGAGAAACUGCAGAAGCCUAUCCCUGAGGAGGCUGCUCAGUGGCGUGAGAGUCUGGACCGGGUUCUGAAUAACAGCUAUGGUCUGGCAGCUUUCCGCAGCUACCUGCAGUCUGAGUUCAGUGAUGAGAACAUCGAGUUCUGGAUGGCCUGUGAGGACUUCAAGAAGACCAAGAACCCAGUGAAAAUGGCAGCCAAGGCCAAGAAGAUCUAUGAGGAUUUCAUCCAGUCUGAGGGACCCAGAGAGGUGAACAUCGAUCACUUCACCAAGGAUGUGACCCUGAGGAAUCUGGUGGAUCUCUCCCCGUCAACCUUUGACCUGGCUCAGAAGAGGAUUUUCGCCCUGAUGGAAAAAGACUCCUUCGCUCGCUUCCUCCGCUCUGAGCAGUACCAGGAGCUCCUGGUCAACUAAGCCAAACAUGAAUCUGAGGAGCUUGGGUGGGGAGGUUGGGGUUGUUUCAAUCAGCAGUUUUUAUUUUUCAUUAUCGUUCAUCCAAGACAAUCAGAAAGAAAUUGAAACCCCUUCAAUAAACUUGUAAUGGAAUCCGAACACCUCAAGGGCCUUUUUUUUUCAAUAAAAUUGUUUUAAAUUUCAAACAAGAUCAGUAAAAAUGUAGAACUGCCUUUUGAAAUGUCCCAGUCUCCUCACCUGACUUGAAAGUUCCUGGAGUGCCAGCAAAAUUAGGUCCAUUGAGAAAAUCUAAAGUCAAAUUUUGAAUUUCUAAACUGCUUUGAAACAUGUUAAAUUCAAAGAUAACAGAAAGUUUCUUUGAAAAUUUCCAAAUGUAUCGACUGUGUUUCAACAAUCUGAUUUGAAAAGAAAAAUUGGCAGAAAAAUAAUGUUUGUGUGAACAUCAAACCCUUUAAAAAUUGGAAAAAAAUUGUUGUUUUCACUUACUAAACACUGCAAAAAAAUUAACAUCUUAAAGUUAAUGUUUUAUUGGUCUGCCAAUAAAAAAGAGAAGCAUUUUGAGAUUUUCUUGGAUUGUAAAAAAGUAAACCGUCACACACCGUAUGCAGUCCGUUUUUGCUCACAUACUUAAAAUAGCUCCAAUUCGAGGCUGCCUCCGCCAUAAAUCUUCCCCUUCGCACACACAAGCCAUUAAAUUUGAUCACAUUUACAUAAAUCUUAGUACUGAUAUAUGUCUGAACACGGACAUCCAGAGCUCAAGAUAGAUGGAGUUUUUCCACAAUAAAACAUGCGAUUUGAAGGUUCACCUUAAAUGGCUGAAUCUUCCUCAGACAAAGCACAGUUGGCGGUUGCGUUGUCAUCCAGCAAAACUCCACAUAGGAGAUUUGCGUUUUUUUCUUCUUCUUUAUUAACAAGAAAACACCAGCAAUACCUGAGAUUGAUAUACUUUGACUACACAGAUUAAUGUCAGGAGUUAUUUUUUCUGCUGCACAAAAAUAGUCUCAUGGUGCAACACUGUAUUUCUAACGAUCGUCACGUAACUGUUCGUACCAAUCUCUCACACUCGCACAACAGCACUCUUUGGACUUGGAUCAAACCCCACCUUUUUUCGGGUUGUGAUCCUUCCUGUGGGAGCCAUCCCUUCAGAACAGUGCUGACUAGUUGGCUCAGCGGUGCAGCUCCUUGGCUGCCACUGCGCUGCACGUUGCUAAGAUGGGAAAACAAAGUAGGAGGGAAUCUCAGAAGAAGUUGUAAACAGAGCAGGAGCUUUAUACAAAGAUGGCUCUAUUUUUUUCUUUUUUUUUUCCCAUGUGAUAAUAACAAAGAUGUAUAUGUGCGCACGCCGAGAUCCUGAAAAGCUUCAGAUGAAAAUAUGGGAAGAAAGAACUUGGACGGCUCUGGCACUUGACAUUUCCCAUUAGAGCAGUGACUCUGACAUUUAAUGACUAAUCAUCCAGCAGAUCGUUUUUUUUUUCUUUCAAAGAUUUCUGGUGAAUGUCUUCAACCAAAGAAGGUUAUUUAACCCUUUAUAAUGUCAGCAAUAUUAACCAGCAUAUGUUUGACAGAAGAAAAGCCAGAUGGAGUACUUUAAGUUGGUAUACUAUGUUGAAAUGUCACUAUAGUUGUACUUAGAAUGUAGCAAUGUGAUUUUAUUUACUCCUAUUUUAACCAGCACGAAUAUUAUCGACAUAUUCAGCGGUUUAAGUCCUUAUUGUUCUCCAAAAUACACAUAUUUCAUUCAACAUACUUUCUGGAAAAACAUUCUUGUUGUGGCACAGAUUGAGCACUCUGGUGUCAUAAACUAAGAUAAAAAAAAAAAAAAAAACACAACAAAAAUAUCCCAACAUUGUCAAUAAGGGCUUUAACAACACUGGAUAUGCAUUAUGAAUGUAGCCUUGCAUGUACGUCUUGAAGUGGAUCACAUAAAAAUAUAUAUAUGCAUAAAAUUCCUGAAGAUGUAUUUAUUUAUACAUAUGUGUAAAUACAUUCUAAGUUAUAAUUCAAUGGAAGCCAUGACUUUAACGUGGCACCGACUCAGGUCUUUUCACUGUUUAUAAAGGACGACACACCUGA